AUGUCGUCGGAAAAACACGGUCUCGAUGACUCUGGCCGUCAGACCAUGCAGCCUCCUCCGUACCUCCCUGGCCCGCAGGACCCGAACGUGCCCCAGCACCCCAACAUGCAGCCUGCGCCGGGCACCCAACCCAACUACCCUCCUCCGCCUCCUCCCCCGGGCUCAGAGGGAUAUCUCCAAGAAACCCAGUUCCACUGCGGCACGCUGGGACCCCAGGGCGCACCGCAGGGCUACACGGUCCAGACCCAGGCCCCUGGAGGCACCAUGCCUCACCCCCCUGUAGGAUACCUCCAUCCGGGCUACCCGCUACAGCUGCAGCCCUGCACAGCUUACGUACCCGUCUACCCCAUGGCAUCGGGUCAGCCCUACAUGCCGGCCGGGGGAGGCCACCCAGGGAUCCCACCGGGCCAGAUUCAUCCCAUGCAAAUGCCAGCCAGCAUUACCCUAAUGGACCGCCGGCCACCACACGACUACCUGCCCAUCGCUGUGCUCACCACCGUCUGCUGCUUCUGGCCGACAGGCAUCAUUGCGAUCAUCAAAGCAGUGCAGGUGCGCACGGCGAUAGCCAGAGGGGACAUGGUGACGGCGGAAAUAGCCUCCCGCGAGGCGCGCAACUUCUCCUUCAUCAGCCUGGCUGUCGGCAUCGCCUCCAUUGUGCUGUGCACCAUCCUCACCGUGGUAGUCAUCAUCGCCUCGCAGCACCACGACGACGACUGGGAGCCGUAA
Molecule: messenger RNA, 726 nt
Organism: Chelmon rostratus (copperband butterflyfish)
Lineage: Eukaryota; Metazoa; Chordata; Actinopteri; Chaetodontiformes; Chaetodontidae
Gene: prrt1
Product: proline-rich transmembrane protein 1
Exons: 4
Coding region: 1-726 (241 amino acids)
Cellular component (GO): membrane
Source: RefSeq, a predicted model, not a curated record